CCACCAAGCACCACCUCAGCUUCAAUGGCUAAUGAAGUUAUUUAUGCUGAUCUGAACCUCCCUGAGGCCGGGCUGGCAGAACCACCACAAGCCUGCUAUUCCCACCACUGCCCCAGAUGGCAUCAUGUUGCACUGCGAGUAGGAGGUGCUGGUUACAUUCUCUUGCUGGUGGCAGUUAUCGUGCUUAGUGUUUGUGUUAUCCAUAGCUCAAAGCCCAAGCUUGAAACCUCUUCAGAGACAGAGGCGACCACUCAGAGAUGCAGAAAUAGAAGCAACUGCAGUUCAGGCAUGGAGAACCUGAUACCUUAUCUUAAGCAGCACGUGUGUGAGCAAGAGCAGAGGAGAUCCACAGAGAACACCAUUUAUCCUUCCAGAGAAAAGAAGUGCUUCCUGUGCCCCAAGGAUUGGCUGUUUCAUGGAAACAAGUGUUACAAUUUUUUUGGUAAGGCAUACAAAGACUGGAAUAAGAGCAAUGAAACUUGCACUGAGAAGAAUGCCCAGUUGUUGGUGAUACGGGAACAAGAAGAAAAGGGAUUCAUUGAGAAUAUCACAAAGACUAAGAAUGCUGUUUGGAUUGGACUGCAAUUUAAUUCCCGGGACAAGAAAUUCUUUUGGAUGGAUGGUUCUCCCUUACAGAAAAACAUGAACUCCCUUGUGCAAUCUCAACAUUUAGAGACUUUGGCAAAUGCACUCCCGUUUGAAGAACCAUCGGAAAGCCCUGAGAGCAUAUUUCCCAAGGUGGCCUGAACCAAGCACUGCGAAAGACCAGUUCAAUUCCUGCGGGACCUUAAAAGGGA
Molecule: messenger RNA, 797 nt
Organism: Eublepharis macularius
Lineage: Eukaryota; Metazoa; Chordata; Lepidosauria; Squamata; Eublepharidae
Product: killer cell lectin-like receptor subfamily B member 1B allele C
Exons: 7
Coding region: 25-747 (240 amino acids)
Source: RefSeq, a predicted model, not a curated record